CUCGUUUCUGGACUUGAAAGAAAACGACAAUGGCGCUGAUGAGUUGUACGGCCACGCUGGCUCGUCCUCUUGGCGGCGAUCUGCUGUGCGGCGGCGGCUGCGGCUGCGAUGGCAAACUGUGCGACGCUAGGUGCGGCAUUGAGGUUCGCACAGCUGCUGCUGCUGCCGAAGUUAUUGUUUCUUGUGGCAGCAGCAGCUUCCGCCCCCCCAGGGCCUCCUCUUGCUCUUCCACCUCCCCACCUUCACAUAUUCCUACACCUGCGGCUCCAAUCAAUCUUGUCAGUAAUCUAAUCAGUAAUCCUGUCAGAAAUGUAAUCAGGAAUCCUGUCAGUAGUCGUGUCAGAGAUGGACGAGGAUGUCAUAUAACCAACACGACUGUUGUCGCACAUGGCGGGCUAAUCGGCGUCGCACACGUGGCAGGCUGUCGUACAUUGCUCGGGGCAGUACCGACAACAACGUUGCUGCAAGCGGUUUCUAGAUGCUUCCCAACUCCUAUGAGCGACAAGAGGACGAAAGCCAACGUUUCUUCUGCUACAUCCUCUUCUUCUCCUUCUCCUUCUCCUUCUCCUUCUCCUUCUCCUUCUUCGUCGUCUCUAUCUUCGCCGGCUUCUGAAUCUCCAUUAGCGUCUUCAUUCACUGAAUCAUGGGAGAUCGGGACAUCGAGAGGCGAGCGGUCAAAUCCCCCUACCUCACGUGUACGUGCCUCCUCCUCCUCCUCUUCUUCGUCUCCGCAGUCGGGAUCCUUGACCCGCGAGACCGGUGGAGGUCUCCUCCUCGACGAGUUGCCUGAACCCACUGCCAUAUUAUCUGCCUCUCCCAUGACCUACUUCUCUAAGACGCCCUCCACCACCACCUCCUCCUCCUCCUCCUCCUCCUCCUCCUCUUCUUGUUGUGUGGAGACUGCUCAGGGCACAUUUUUGAGUAACUGGGUGAGCAGCGGGAUGAGCCUAGCGGCUCCCACGCCGUCCGAUUUCCGAUCUCGUUAUGCUGAUAACGAGCCCCGUAAGGGUUGCGAUAUUCUGAUCGAGGCUUUGGAAAGGGAGGGCGUGCGCCACGUGUUCGCGUAUCCGGGCGGCUCUUCGAUCGAGAUUCAUCAAGCUUUGACGCGAUCCCAAUCAAUCAAGAACGUUCUCUGCCGCCACGAACAAGGGGAGGUGUUUGCCGCCGAGGGGUAUGCGAAAGCCUCAGGUCGUGUGGGUGUGUGCAUCGCGACAUCCGGACCAGGUGCAACGAAUCUAGUCACCGGACUUGCCGAUGCCUUGAUGGACAGCGUCCCGCUCGUCGCCAUCACCGGCCAAGUGCCACGUAGGAUGAUCGGGACCGACGCUUUCCAGGAGACCCCGAUCGUCGAGGUCACAAGAUCGAUCACCAAGCAUAAUUACCUGGUGAUGAGCGUGGACGAGAUCCCGACGGUAAUCAGGGAGGCGUUCUUCUUGGCGGCCUCGGGAAGGCCAGGACCGGUCCUUGUCGACAUUCCCAAGGACAUUCAACAAGCGAUGAACGUACCUGAUUGGUCGUCAAGGAUGCGGCUGCAGAACUACUUGGAUCGAUUGCCAGGUGUCCCAUCUACAGAGCAAUUAGAUCAGAUCGUACGGCUGCUGCAGAGCUCAAAGAGGCCGGUACUCUACGUGGGAGGGGGGUGUGUGAAUGCAUCAGAUGAGCUUCGAGAGUUCGUCACGAUGACAGGAGUGCCCGUCGCGCACACGUUGAUGGGUCAUGGAGUGUUUCCCGCCAAAAGUCCCCUCUGUCUGCAGAUGCUCGGGAUGCACGGAACUGUCUGGGCUAAUUACGCGGUUCAGGAGAGCGACCUCCUCUUGGCUUUUGGCGCGAGAUUCGAUGAUAGGGUGACCGGUAAGGUGGACCUGUUUGCCACCAAGGCCAACAUCGUCCACGUGGACAUCGAUCCCGCCGAGCUGGGCAAGAUCAAGACGCCUCAUCUUGCCGUCUUCGCCGAUGUCAAGGCAGCUCUGGGUGAAUUGAACAGAAUUCUCCGCUCCAGCAUGCCCAAGUUGGACUUCACACCAUGGGUCAGCGAAUUGGAGUACCAGAAGAAGGAGUAUCCGAUGACGUAUCCGCAAAGCAAGGAGGGAGGAGGGGAGGGGGAGGGGGAGGAGGGAGAAGAAACCAUAGCCCCCCAGCACGCCAUAGCUAUGUUGCGGAAGCUGACCAAAGGACAAGUCAUCAUAUCCACAGGAGUAGGUCAACAUCAAAUGUGGACCGCCCAGUUCUUCGGAUUUGACCAUCCAAGAAGAUUGCUCACGUCAGGAGGUCUCGGAACGAUGGGGUUCGGCCUGCCAGCUGCGUUAGGUGCGGCCGUCGCAUCGCCUGGCUUACCUGUGAUUGACAUAGACGGCGACGGCAGUUUCAUAAUGAACGUACAGGAACUGGCGACGAUCAAGGUGGAAAAACUUCCCGUGAAGAUUAUGAUUCUGAACAAUCAGUACCUUGGCAUGGUCAGGCAAUGGGAGGAUCGAUUCUACAAGGGUAAUCAUGCACAUACCUAUUUGGGGGAGGAUUUUGAUUCUGAAUCAGGUAUCUUCCCAGAUUUCCGCAAGUUUGCAGAAGGCUGCAAGGUAAUUUCUUUGGCCUACUGGAGGGUCUGAGUAGGGUCUGUCAUUUGGAUCAUCUGUCAAAAUGUUGCUAAGGUACAGAGAAGGUUAACCCUGGCCGCUGCAGAAGAGAGCGGGAGGAAAAAUCAAAUGAAAAGAAAGAAGGGGAGGAAAAAUCAAAUGAAAGGAAAAAG
Messenger RNA from Chara braunii, 2743 nucleotides. NCBI's taxonomy places the organism in Eukaryota, Viridiplantae, Streptophyta, Charophyceae, Charales, Characeae. The record is from the annotation of a GenBank genome assembly.